AUGGGUCCCCAACCUGGUCUGUCGUCGGCUCGUGGCGGCUCUCAGCCUGGUCUCAGCAGUAAGGACGAGGGCAAAGAGAAGAAUGUGGAUGAAGCAGCCAGCAGCACCACAGCUGCUUCUGCCUCCCUCAUGCCAACCAUCUGGGAUAAGACUAUUCCCUAUGACGGUGAGACCUUCCACCUUGAGUACAUGGAUCUGGAUGAAUUCCUCUUGGAAAAUGGCAUUCCGGAUGGCUCAAACCAGUUUGAACUGCAGGAAGAAUUGCAUGAUGGUCUCUUGCCAGUGGCGGAGCUGGAAGAGAGAGUAUCAUCUCCUACGUUGUCAUCUUCUGGAUCUCCAAUUCAUUCUAAAGUGGAGAGUGAUGCUCUCAUUCUAGAAACGGAUGGGAAGAAAUCCGAACGGAAUAUUCCAAAGUCUGACCUGGAAGAAGUUGAUGUUCUGGUGAAUUUUGAACCUGACCCUACUGACCUGGCACUCUCAAGUGUUCCAGGAGGAGAACUCUUUAAUCCGCGGAAGCACAAGUUCAGUGAUGAGGAACUCAAACCACAGCCGAUGAUUAAAAAAGCAAAAAAGAUCUAUGUAUCACCUGAUCAAAAGGACGAUCACUACUGGGCAAGACGCAAGAAGAACAACGUGGCAGCAAAACGUUCACGUGAUGCCCGGAGACUGAAGGAGAAUCAGAUCAUAGUGCGAGCAGCCUUCCUAGAGAAGGAAAACUCAGCCUUGAGGCUGGAGGUAGUUCAGCUGCGUAAGGAGGUGGCACGGUACAAGAGUAUCAUCUCCAAAUACCGACCUCAGUAAGAGACCCUCAGUUCUGGUGGGAGUGUGGGGUGUCAGAGUGGAGAAUGUUUGUUUGUUUGUUUUUUUUUAAACAAAAUUCUCUUUAAAGGGACAGUAACUUUCAAAAGAGCACAGCUAACUUCUUAGUCACUCCCUCACCUGAAGAAAAUCACAUUGAAUGGCUUUUAUUUUGAACAUCCAAAUAUAUUAAUGAAGUAUUGAUCCUCCUUUCUCCCAUCUUUAUAUUAUAAUUAAUAAAUCUCGCUACUAUUUAGAUGACUAUCUGGGUCAGCCUGUUCAAAACAGUAAUCACUUGCUGGGGAGAUUAGGGUUUGAUUUUUGGAGGAAUUAUGUUAAAUUGGCCUAGAGCUGGUGCCAUCAAAACUCAUCCUUUGGAAUACUGAACUGCUUCGUUCAUGUCAUUCAUGCUGUAGAAGCUUAGGCAAUGACCUCGUAAAUGCUCAUUAAAUGUUGGAAUAUGCCCUUUCAAAAGAGAAACUAAGAACACAGUAGGAAUCUGCCCGCUGCUCCUGCUGUGCCAUUCAGUAACAAUCCUGCCCUAUUCCCCCACUCCUAGUGUCCAGAAAUCUGCCUUGGACUGAUGUACUUCAGCUCAAUGGAAUCCUUUUACUUUAUCCUGGACUGUGGUGCCAGUUUACUUUCUUCCCUACACAGAUUGGGGUUUCCCCCAAUCUGUGUAAGAUGUGUAUGGAAUCAGCCAGCACCCUUACAGUUCUGAAGCUAGCAGAAGCAGUUCUGGACCAGGAGCUUUUCCACUGUAACAUAGAGAAGCGUAGGCACUUGCCUUCUGACUCUGGCACUUUGUCUUUUAUUCUAACGUACUUGCACUAUUAAUGGGCCUCAAAUCCCCACCAGCUGAAUGAAUGGUAGAGAAAUAUCUUCAGAAAGAUAAUUCUAGUACAAGUGUGGAAGCACAUUGAGAUCUUCACACCAGAGAGCUGAAUCAAUUGUCACAGCAGCAGACUCAUUGAAAGUUGUACAUCUUUUAAUUUUUAUUUUUCUCAUCAAGUUCUCACAUGGUGUUCAUUUUGCUCAUUUUAGAGGUGUGGGAUUUGAAGUGGAAAUUCUGCUCGUUAUAGUAUGCAACUAGCUGUGGCACAGAUCUUACCCUGUCCCUUUUUAUUUCAAGUGAUCCAUGAAACUUGGAAUAAUUCAACCAAGAUUUUUUUUCUUACCCUCUGAAAUGGACCGAGAAUCUGUUGAGGCAAAUGAUAUAAGCAAGGAGAAACUGAACUUUUAAUUUAAAAAAAGUUUUUGUAUUCUGUGUUGCUGGGUGAGGGAUGUGUUGUAUCAUUUAUACAUCCUUAUCCCUCUUUUCUUCCCUGCAUUCUAUUUCUAAACCUUUUCAGGUUGCGGAGCUGCUUUCAGUGUGGGUCACCUUUUUAAACUUGCUGAUACCACCUGGGGUCAACAUUUGCUGCUGCAAGCACAUUUUCAUUCUGUGCAUUAUUUUAAAAAUCAUUCCUUUCUGGUUGGAAUCCAAUGUGCUUCUUUCUACCCCUCUUUUAAAAAAAGCCAGUUAAAGCUUUACAAAGAUGAUGAUUGUGAUCAUGUAGAAUACAGAAAAAGCUUAGCCUUGCACAGAAUGAAAUCUCCUCCCUUGACCAUCAAAGGGAAGUAACCUUUCUCUUGGGCAUGCUGUUGCACUUGGCGGUGCACAGGCAGCAGGAAGUGUUCAGGAGCUGUACAAUUUUAAUUCUGUUUGAGAUAUUGGUUUUAAACUUUGGCUUUUUAUCUUAACAUUCGCAUUACCCAGCAUUGGGAUGGAGUAACUUUCCAAUGACACUCCUCUUUGUUAAAAAGAGAAAUUGUUCUAUUAUUGGUGUGACUAAUGGAUCUCCCUCAGCCUUGUGCACAGAAUCGUAACCUAAAUGAACCGUGGGCAGAGGGCAAGGGACAAUUGGAUCAGGGCACAAAGAUGUAAUACAUUUGCAAUUUUUAAAGUUGUAUAUUUUAUUGUAUUUCCAUUGUUCAGGUUGCAAUGGAAACAUGUAAAUGUGACAAGUAGGAAGUUAUAUUAAACUAAUGUUUAAAAUCUUGGAAUACUGCACAUUUCUGGUCUCCAUUUGAUAAUCAUAUAGAGGCAGUGAAGAAGGUGCAAGAAAUAAUUCUGCAGGAUAAUACUGGAAUUGACUUUAUAACUUACCCAGAAAGGCUGAAUAACUUUGUGCUGUUUUCUCUAAAAAGACCAGGUAGAGGAAAGCCUUUAAGAAUCAUGAAAGUAUUUGAUAGAGUUGCAUACAGCCUUUUCUGUUUAUGAAAUUCAAAGGGUGUCAUAAAUAUAAGAUGGCCACUAAUAAAUCCAACAGAGAAUUUGGAAGAGGAGAGUGGUUAGAAUGUGGGACUUGCUGCCAAGAGGGGUAGUUGGGUGAGAAGAAUAGAUGGCUUUAAGAAGAUGCUAGAUAAACUCAUGAGGGAGAAAGGGAUAGAAGGAUGUGCUUUUUUUUUUUUAGUAUUUAAUCAUGCAACUUGUUUUUCCAGGACAAAGUUCUGUCCUUAUUUCUGACAAGAUUUCUCCUCCACAUUCUUACCUUGCUCGCCUUUGUCACUUUUUGUUUGCCUUCUCAUUUUUGAUCAGUUUUCUACCAAACAGCAGCCACCUUUGAUUUACUCCAUUUGGAUUCCAACUGAAUUUCCAUCCUCACAUUUCACCUAGUUCGAUAUUCGAAGAUAUUAAUUCCUUAAAUCACUGCUUUCACCCACAUCCUGAGAUCCAAUCUUGAUGCUAUGUACUCCUACAUAGAUGUUCUUUCCCCUCUCUCUUCAGCAGCACUGGCUAACUCACAGCACUGUCCUCUGAUUUCAUCCUUCACCUCAUCUGACACUUCAAUGAGACUUCUUUACUUUUUACUUCUGAAGGAAUCCAAGCUUCAGCAGUAGUCCUUUGAGUCCCUAUUCCCUUCAAAUCUCACCUUUCACCAUAUUUCCAACAUCUACUCCACAGUAAACAGCACUGCCUCAACAUAGCAUCCUUCCAUUGCAACCCGACUUCUAUGAACGUAGAAUUCACUUUGGUAGAGUUUUUGUGGUUUCACUUUCCUGCCCACAUUGUUUGUUUGCCAAGAGCUCCCACUGCCUUUUAUGCUACAUAUUACUCCCAUCCCAUCCCCACCCCACAGGUCCUUUCUCUGGUCGUUGCAAUUCUUGUUUCACCUGGACACCUCCCUCUUCCCCUUGUCCUCCCUUCAUUGAAGACCACCGUGGUGACACCAACCAUCUCAAUUCCCUGCUCCUCUCUCGUAUUCUAACCUGUCUCCCGCUGAAACUGCAGCUUCUGUUCUCUCUGGUCCUGCCCUGAUUUUGUCAUUAAACCUGCUGACUAGGGUGGUGCGAUUGUUGUACAAAUCAACAUCAACCUUGCUGAAGCAAAACGUCAAUCCUGAGACUUCCCACUGCUCUGUGACCCCAUCUUUAAACAUCAAGCCAUUGUUUCCAGGAUUAUGACUGACCUAAUUUUCUCAGGAGAUCUUCCCUCCACAGCCUUCAACCUCCUGGUUUUCCCAAAUAACAAACUUCUACCUUCUUCUUAAGAUCUGCAAUCAGGCCUGUCGUAGUAAACCCAUAGUUUUAGUCUGUUGUCACCUGGUUUUUUUUUUUUUUUUUAUCAACUCUUCAUCUCCAAUCCAUCCUUUUCUCAUCUUCAUCCGUGACUCAUCUGAUGUCCUUGUCAAUUGUAAACAUUUCUCCAUUCUAACAUUCUCCUCUUCACCACGGAUGCCCAAUCUCUCCACACUUUAGUCCCGUGUCUAAGCUACAGUCUCGCUGCUUUUUCCUUCAUCGAUGGUCCAACCAGUCGUCUCUGCCUGGGUGAUUUUGUUCUUGAAUUGAAUAACUUCUCCAUUUACUGUACUCCCCUCUACUAUCCAGUAUUUCUAUGAGAAACUAUAAACGUCCUAAUUAGCCUGCCUCUUUGUAGAAUGUGUGAUAGAUAUGUGGAAAAGAAAUAUUAUUUGUUCCAGUCCCACCCACCUCGAGCACCCCAACCACCAUCAUAUGCAUCUGUCUUCUAGUACCUUGAUUAUAUCAGACCCAUCUCCUCCUGCUCCCAACUAAAAACUAUUUCAACUUUGCUACCAGUCUCUGCUUUCCCUUACCUUCAUGUGGUCCAUCUUUGACAUUUUUUUCCUUUCCAUUUCCUUUCCUUCCCUUCCUUCCUCAACAUGUCUCCAUUUCUGUGGGUUUAACUAUUGACUGCUAUUCACCAUAAACCCACUAACUCUCUCAGCAACUUUUGACCACACUUCCUCCCAUUCCACCUCACAUAGGAUUGUACACCAAUCUCCUGGUUUCCCAGUCUCUGUUGCACCUGUUCUAAUGACACCCAUAACUUCUCUAUUUACCAACCAAGCAUUUCCAUUUGUCAUAGUUGAUCGGGCUCUCAAGCAUGACCGUUCUGAUUCUGCACCAGUGUAUCUUAAGCCACUGCUCUAGGUCAAUAAGUUGGCAUCCAUUGGCGUCAUCAGUAUAGGUCUGGAACGAGAAAUUGGCACCUGCUUGGCUCACAGGUAUAUGUACGUUGCUGAAAUCAAUGUAUGUGUGAUGUUUGCUACCUCUCCGGCUGUACACUUGCCACUUUGCUUGGCAUACUGCUUACUGCCUCCUGUCACAUGCCCAGCUUCUCUCUGUCUCCAUUCCACUAGCUGUCCCACACCCCCACUAAAAGUGAGGAAGCAGGGUUGCAAGCAGGAUGGUUGCAGUGAGGGAUUCUUGUUCUGACUGCUCUCCUCAGCCUCCAGUACUGUUCUGAUGAAGUGGAGGUGCCAGUGUUGGACUGGGGCAGACAAGGUCAGAAAUCACACAACACCAGGUUAUAGUCCAGCAAAUAGAGGAAGCAGAACGGAAGUGAUCUGACAUAGGGUAGGAGGAGAGAGAUCAAAUGACAAAUAGGGAUGUUGGUGCAAAGUAAAAACAAAAUGGUAAUGGGACAGGUAAAGGAAGAUGAUGGUUCGGAGAUGAUGUACAUGCUGUCUGACAAAAUGAAAACAGUAAGAAUCAUGAGAAAUUGCUUAACUCCAUACUGAGUACAGAGGCUGCAAAGUGUCCAAGCAAAAUAUAGAAUGCUGUACCUUGAAUUUCAUUAGAACAAGGUCAGAAAUCACACGACACCAGGUUAUAGUCCAACAGGUUUAUUAGAAAUCACAAGUUUUCGGAGUCUCAGACUAACACAUGAAGAAGGACUGAGGCUCCGAAAGCUUUUUUAAAUAAACGUGUUGGACUAUAACAUGGUGUCGUGGAGUAUUGAGUUAAGCAAUUUCUCAUGAUUCUUACUGUUUUCAUUUUGUCAGACAGCAUGUACAUCAUCAUCUCCGAACCGUCAUCUUCCUUUACCUGUCCCAUUACCAUCUCGUUUUUGCUUUGCACCAACAUCCCUAUUUGUCAUUUGAUCUCCCUCCUCCUGCCCUAUCUCAGAUCACUUCCGUUCUGCUUCCUCUGUUUGCCAUUGCAUCUCUUACUCCUACCAGGUCUGUUGAAAGGUCAUCAUCCUGAAACAUGAAAUAUCUUUGUCUCUGUACAGCUACUGCCCGACCUGCUGAGUGUUUGUUUGUACUGUCUUGGAGGAUAUGCUGCUUGGGUGGGGAGAAGGCUUGAGUAGAGCAUAGCCAUUGGCAUAGGCCACUUGAGGUAAAUGGCUUACAUGCUGCACAUUAAAUUGCACUAGAAUGAAAAUGCCUUAGUGCAACCAAUUUUAUAUUCAAAGUUUUCAUAUUAAAUUCUUACAUCAUGUUUAUCGUAGAAAAGUUGAAUUGUGAGUGAAUAUGGAUGAUUUAAUACUGGUGAGAGACUUGAAGCUCAUAUUGGAAUGGCCAGAAAUCUAAUCAUAAAUUGAGUGUCUCAAUCCGAAUCGGAAGAGCUUGAAUUUUUUUUUAAAAGAAGCUUGUUUCUUUUUUGAAAGCUUUUGCAACUGUGAUCCCGAUUGAACCAACAUAAUUGUCUAGCCAUUACCUUAUGCUUGUGUAGGGUUGUAUUCUGUCUCUUGCUCAUGCUUUUGCUGUUUUGCUGUGGCUGUGUCUCUCCCUCUGUGUCCAUCUCUUCCUAUCUCUCCAGUCUUCCAGGGGUUGAUACUUAACCUCCAGCACAAUGCCAAGAGCAAAACCCUGGAGAAAAUUCGUAGGCUUAUUAGAAUAAAAUUGUUUUUGUUUUAUUUUAAAUGUACUUUAAAGUGGUGGAUGGCACGGUGCCUCACAACACCAGGGACCUGGGUUCAAUUCUACCCUCUGCAAACUCCACAGACAGUUGCCACGUUCUCCCUGUGUCUGCGUGGGUUUCCUCCCACAGUCCAAAGAUGUACAGGUUUGGUGGAUUUGCCAUGCUAAAUAACCCAUAGUGUCCAGGUGGGUUAGCCAUGGAGAUAUAUAGGGUUACAGGGAUAGAGUAAGGGGGUAGGGCCUGGGUAGGGUGCUCUUUGGAGGGUUGGUGUGGACUCGAUGGGCUGAAUGGCCUGCUUUCACACUGGGAGUUCUGUGCUGAUCUGUUGAUUGUGGUGGUGGGAAUGUUUUGUGGUCAAGGUUGAGUGGGAAGAUAGUGAUGGUGGUAAGGUUUGAAACAGAAUAUUUUCUGGUGAAGCCUUCAGGUAGGCAAUCCUGCUCACAGGGAGCCUUCAAAAACUUUGCCUUAGAGUUGAUGCCAUCACACCACAAAAGGAAUCCUGCCCAUACCCUUGGCUGCUUGGAUGACUAAAGGACAGUUGUCGGCUGUAGAGAAAGAGGGAGAUCUCCCAGAAAUGUAUCUAGAGCUGUAAAAUGCUGACUUUGCGCAAUUGCUCAGUGAGUACGCAGAAGAUGAAAGGUGGUCUUGUGUAUCAGGUGAGAGAUUCUUCCUGCCUCUAUAUCAGUAGUAUUGAGGUUGUCACGGUAUCAAUAAGUGUUGGGGGAGGGACGUCUGGACCAGUUGCUGACUCUAGUUGCCAUUGGUCACCAUAAACCUGGCGACGUGCGAAGCUGAUUAAGCCAUGUAUUUGUAUUUAAUGUUUUAAAAAGCACCAGUAGUCAUGCAUUGCUCUAUCCCUAGUUGAGGGUUUUUCUUUGCUCAACCUUUAACAGCUUGCUUGAAUGAAAUGCCAUGUGUUUAAGAAAACAUAUAUUGUGUAUGUGGAACCUGUGUUCUGGCACUGCCACUGCUUUGUAAUUAAAUUCUAAAUGCAUCUAUUAUAUAAAGCUUAAUUACAGAAAGCAUUUUAUUUCAGGGAUGUUGCAAAAUAGAAUCACCAUGGUUAUAAAAGCUAAGUACUGCGGAGACUGGAAACAAAGUGCUGAAGAAACUCAACCUCUCUGGCAGCAUCUGUGGAGAGGAACAAAGUGAAUGCUUCAAGUCCAGGAUGACAUCUUUGUAACACCUCAGUUCUGAAGAAGAGUCAUACUGGACUUGAAACAGCUCCUCUUCUUUCCACAGCUGCUGCCAGACGAGCAGAGUCUCUUCACUGUUUGUUUGUUACAAUCAACAUGGUUCUCUGUCUCUUUUUAGUUAUUCAAUGUUAAGAGCUAACGGAUGCUUAAAGAGUAUUAAUUUUUCAAUUUGUAUAGAUUAGUGAUGAGAAUGGGUUUCAAAUAUACUUUUUUCUCAGGUAACCUGAUUGAUUCAUUGGUUUAGCUGCAUCUCAGUCACAUAACUUGAGCUCUGGUGAUUGUGCGUUUUAGACAGAAGCCUACCCGUCUAGAGAGACAGGACGGUGCACAUAUAGCUACUGAUUCAGUUGAUAUGAACUAAGGAGCUACAGCUGGCCUCUGUAUCCUUUGGUUGAAGAAAGGAAAGAAUCAAACAGGUUGCCUCUACACUCUCCCUCGCCAAUGAACCCCACCAGAAAGUAUCACGUGGAUAUGGUAUCAGUUACAUGUGCUGCUGUCUAGAGUUUAAAAAAGAUAUUGUGGAAACAUAGAAGUUUCAGAAGGGGCUUGACAAGGUAGCUGAUCAGUGAUUAUUCCAGCUGGUUGAGGAACCUAAAACACAAGGGCUCAGGAUAAGGGGCUUAUCAUUUCAAACUGGAGAGGAGAAAUUACUGUACUCAGGGUUGUAAUUCUUUAGAAUUCUCUAUGCCAGACGGUUGGGAAUGCUCCAAUGUUGAAACUUUAAGGCUGGGAUAGACAGGAUUUUGGUGUCUCAGGGAUUCUAGGGAUUUGGGCAGUGGGCAGGGAAAUGUAGUUGAAGCCAAAGACGAUUGAGCCUGCUCCUCCAUCCAUUAUAAUGGAUGGAACAGUCAACUCCUCCAUCCUGGUUUGGUUGAGCUAUGGCUUUGAUGGUCUCCAAAGAGAGAGAAGUCUAUAAAUUAUUGAACUGUCAACUCAAAGGGAGCAAGCUCAGGAGAAGAAGAGAUUAAGGAGUUGUAUGUCUGAACAUAAGGAGUUGUAAGUUAGUAUAUUUGUGUAUCAGGGUUAUCAGUUUAUAGCUGAAGUUCACAAGAAAGCUCAAGCUGAACAUGGCCUUUCACAACAGAUGUCUGGUUCAAAAUGUUCUCUCCAGGUUCUUGUUACUGUUUGAUUGAGAGGCGGAUGGAGAGUUUGCCAAACAAGUCCUUGGCAGUUCACGUGGCAUUUUGGCUAGAGCAUGUCACUAGGUGAAUUGGUUACUGAAACUGACCUUUUCACCUUUGCUUUCUGGGUUCAAAUCUGCACCCUUCUCACUGGCCGAGAUAUUAAUUUGGUUCUUGAGUGGGUGUGUGUCACAGGCAUAGGCUGCCAGUGGAGUAAACAGUGAGUUAAUACUGAGGCAGAAUGCGACUAGACAUGAGCUUCCUCUUCAUCACGCUAACUUGCAAGCUUUUACUCCUGGACUUAAGAAAACAUUCCAUUUCAGACAACCAAUUCCCAGCACUUGUGUGAUUGAGCUUAAAAACACAAGGAUAAAGUUUGUAACAGUAUCCAAAUGCUGUGUUCCAAUUUGACAGUGGGAGAUUGGGGUGGCUGGCAAGGUUUUGUUAACUCUCACUGGCUGGCUGUGGUAGAUAGUAAGAGGCCCUACUCUUUCUGAUGUGGAGGGUUUGAUGAUGGGAGGGGUCCCUGAGGGAGAGGGUAGUUACUUUUUUAAUAAAACCAUGUCUUGGUUUUGAAAACUGUUGGAUCUAGUGCAUGAUGUGUAUAUUUUAAACCCUGUUAUCUCUGAAACAUUAUCUGUAUAAAAUGUACAUUCUUGCUGUUAUUAAAUGUGUAAAGUUUAAAAAGUCUAUUUUUGAUUCUGUUUGUUCUUUGUAGGACAAUAAAUGAUUUUAAAACCUCAA
Molecule: messenger RNA, 10009 nt
Organism: Rhincodon typus (whale shark)
Lineage: Eukaryota; Metazoa; Chordata; Chondrichthyes; Orectolobiformes; Rhincodontidae
Gene: tefa
Product: TEF transcription factor, PAR bZIP family member a
Exons: 4
Coding region: 1-801 (266 amino acids)
Biological process (GO): regulation of transcription by RNA polymerase II
Cellular component (GO): nucleus
Molecular function (GO): DNA-binding transcription factor activity, RNA polymerase II-specific; RNA polymerase II cis-regulatory region sequence-specific DNA binding
Source: RefSeq, a predicted model, not a curated record